AUGGAGGAGGAAGGCGCGACGAGUGGUCGCGGGAAGGACGUACCUUCCAGCAGGAGUGAGAAAGCCGAAAGUGGGCACGACUCGGAGCCGCAAGGCGGAAUCCAGCUCACCGAGGAGCGGCGCGGCUGUCCAGACUGCUCUGAGAGACAGGCGCGAGCCCGCGGAAGGAGCAGGAAGCGAAAUCGGAGAGGCGCAGCAGCCCUGAGCCCUGAAAGUUCAGCGAGUGAGGGGGAAGAACGGAGGAGGACGAGGAAGGGAGAACGAAGGCGAGGGGAGAAGACCAGACGCGGACACCCAGACGCCGUCGUCAUCAGCGACGAAGAGGAGGAUGAACAGCUGCAGCUGGCUCUCGCGCUCUCUGCUUCUAUGCAGGAUAGCUGUGAAGGGGCUCCAAAUCUCACAGCUGACCGUGCGAGAGACGCAGUCGACAUCGGCGAUGCGGAAGGUGUAGAAAGCACGGGCGUCGCUGGGACAGAAAGGCGCUGUAAGGGCGCGGACAUCACCGACGCAGAGCGGAGCGCGUCGGCGUCAUGCAGCGGCGAGCCAUGUCGCGGAGACGUCCUUGGCAAGCUACAUGAUCCCAGACUCCCGGCGGAGAGCGACGGCAGCGCCGCACACAUAGAAGGGGAAGCAGACGAAGUGGACGAAGAGCCGGGAUGGGACUGGCGACGCAGGCGAGGGGAGGAAGAAGCGAGGCGGAGGAGAGAGAGUCGGGCGGAGAAAGGUAAAAAAGAAAACAUCUGCAGUCGCGGCGAGGCGCUGAGUGAUGACGGGAGAUGUGUGCAGACUGCAAGGGGCGAACGACGGCGAGACAAAGAGUCGCGCGAGACUCCUUUGAAGUCGCGUCAGAGCAGCUCGAAGAUCGCCGCCGAGAGUGGAGACAGGCAGACCGACCGCCUCUCUAAUGGAAGCGAAGGCGCCUUGUUGAUGAAGACUGAUUUCAGCAAUGACCUGAAGAUGUUGGAGCAGGAAGUUGAGGACGACGAAAAUGAGGACCUCCAGUUGGCUCUUGCUCUCUCCAUGUCCGAGCAGCACGACGCCUACAACGAGUGCCGAGAACAAUUCCACACUGCCUCAUCGUCCGACAAGAAUGCAGAAGCGACUUCUUGCGCUUUGCUCCAGUCGGCGUCAUCCUCGGCGUCCUCCGGGGCACCGCGCAACGCUCACGGCAGUGCUGGACGUGAUGUUAGUCACCGCACCGAGUUUUUUCAUUCCUCAUCCUCGUCAUCCGCGGCUGCCCCUGCGCGUCGUUUUUCUCCGAAAGGCGAGCCAGCCGAAGCGAGCCUUUCCGCAGGGUCGUCUCCCAAAAACACGGAAGUCUGCGCAUUCGGCGGGCUGUCGCACCGGGGUGCCACGAAAGGGAAUGACGAGGCGCACUCGUCUGCUGUUGUUUCUUCCGCGGGCUCUGCGUCCGCUCUCGCGAACCAGAAGAAGAUCUCUGGAGAGAGCGAUGACGGCGGGUUCUCUGCUGGGGAAGCGAGGCUGCAGCGUGUGCGGGGAGAGGAAGCAGAAAUAGGGGAUGAGCAGGAGGGAAGGGCGGACAGGACGAGAGGCCUCAGGAGUCCGGAAGAGACUGUGACGGAGACAGCGGAAUCGAAGCAAAGACAGGAAAGACUAAUGGGCGAGGCGAGCACGGAAGGCGGAGACCUCCUUCGUAAGUGUAGUACGAACAACGUGGGCAUCCGAGGGAAGCCGGUCACCGAAGGAAAAGGAGACGAAACGAACGUGCAAGCCCAGAGAGGCGGCAUCCCCCCGCGGGCUCUCCAGCUCAGUGCGUGCGACGAUGGAGUGAUGUUCAUCUCUUCGCCGUCGCCAUCCGAUGCUGCGGACUCCGAUUUCGAGCCCGAGAGCGGGAGGCGGAAGCGGAAGAGGCGGGCGAAGAAGCGGAACGGAGAGGAUGGAGUAGGAGGGAAAGAGAACCAAGCGAGUUCCGAGGAAGUAAGUGACAGUCCCUGUUCGUCGCUGGAGCAAGAAAGUUUUUCGAGCUCCCCAGCGUCCAGCGACCUCGAGCCUGAGCGCCGCGCAACCAAAGGGCGGCGGCGAAAGAGAGGAGGCAGAACGGCGAGCAGGCCUUCGGCAAAGUCUUCGGGGUCGCGACGCACACAAACUGGCAAUUGCGUGAAGAAAGGCGAGGCGAGAGAUGGGCGGGAGUCUGCGAUGACGGUCUCGGCCGCGCAACCUGUGUGCAGAGGCGAGAGCGGCGCUGAUGAGUCGACGCGCGGGAGUCAGCGAGACCGACACGAAACGCGCGAAGUGGUCCGACAAAAGAAGGCGCUGCUGAAGAGUCAGCAGCGAGCCGUGGAGCGCGAGGCGGCCUCAACAGCAGUUCGUCUCUGGAAGCGGGAAAAAUUGCAAGACGCAUGCGUCUACAUCUGGCAGGUGCUAACGCGCGCUGUCGCGUCGCCGGCGUCCUCUUCAUCUUUCGGUGAGAACGGAGACGAACGAGGGGGAAGAGCCACAGGUGGGAGAGGAAGGGUCCGUGACCGUCCGGGAGGAGGAAAGCUCGCAGAGCUUCUUCAGCAGGCCCAGCGAGAAGAGCAAGCGAAGCUCCAGCCUUCUCGCCCUCCUUCCUCGGCGGCUGUUGGGACUUCUGUCAGCGAAGGAGCACAAGAGAUGGAAGGGUCGUCUGCAGGGAACGGCAACCGUUGCGCUGCACCAUUACCCUCCUCGACGGUCUCCGAACGCAGUCAUCGUCAUCUGGCCGAUGACGAGGCGGCAAGGAGGGCUGUAGACGGUCGUCAGGCAUCUCAAAGGGCCUCUCCGCAGUCGAGUAAGGGGGGGGAUAGCUGCGCAGCGUACGCGAAGCCGUUUGUGACUGUUUCUGAUAUAGCUGAGGUUGCUAGAGCGAUCAGUCUUGCUUUGUCCGACGAUGAGAUUCAGCACAUGAUUUCGCUUGCAGCGCGAGAAGGGUCGCCCGUUCUGAGUACGGAAGAGAGCCACAUCAACGACGCACGAGGGAGAGGAAGAAAAAGAGAUGACGACGCCGAGCGUGCGCAUGCCAGAAAGAUGAAGACUCUUGCUUUGUAUACGGGCAGCAAAGCGUUCCUCGCGUAUGAUGAGUUUGAGAGAUUCUUCCACAGAAGCCUUGGACUGAAAGUGGAGAAAAACGGGAAAGUUUGGUGA
Molecule: messenger RNA, 3123 nt
Organism: Besnoitia besnoiti
Lineage: Eukaryota; Apicomplexa; Conoidasida; Eucoccidiorida; Sarcocystidae
Product: ubiquitin interaction motif domain-containing protein
Exons: 1
Coding region: 1-3123 (1040 amino acids)
Source: RefSeq, a predicted model, not a curated record